Annulohypoxylon maeteangense is the source of this 1092-nucleotide messenger RNA. RefSeq names its product proline-specific peptidase. Gene Ontology annotation, molecular function: peptidase activity. The record is from RefSeq and is a predicted model, not a curated record. Gene Ontology annotation, biological process: proteolysis. Lineage: Eukaryota; Fungi; Ascomycota; Sordariomycetes; Xylariales; Hypoxylaceae. The transcript has 2 exons. The coding region runs from base 1 to 1092 and encodes 363 amino acids.
AUGGCUGGAAUUCAACUCAAGGAAGGCAAGGCACCUUUCAAAGUCCCGUCAAUUGACGGAUCCUGCUUCACCUACUACAAGAUAAUCGGUGACCUUUCCAGUGGCAAACCUCCCGUUGUUAUAGCACACGGAGGGCCCGGCUCCGGCCAUGAAUACCUCCUCACUUUUGCAGGCCUCUGGCGGGAAUACGGCCUGCCGGUUGUGUUCUACGACCAGAUAGGCUGUGCCUCUUCUACACGCCUCCCGCAAAAGAGCGGAGAUCAGUCUUUCUGGCAGGAGAAAUUGUUCCAGGAUGAGUUGGACAACCUAUUAGACCACCUCGAGCUGCGUCGCGGCCCCGGCUUUCAUCUUCUCGGCCAGAGCUGGGGAGGCAUGCUUGCCGCGGCUUUCGCCGCCCGACAGCCUCAAGGUCUUCGAAGACUCGUCCUCGCCAGCGCAGUGGCAAGCAAGGAGCUCGGUAUCCAAGCCGUUCGCCUGUGGAGAGAUCAAAUGCCCCCGGCCAUGCAGCAGGCGCUCAACGAUGCUGAGCAGAAGGGUGAAUACGAUAGCCCCGCGUACAAACAGGCCUUGGGCUUCUACAAUAAGAAGCACGUGUGCCGUGCCGAUCCAUUUCCACCAACGGAGCUACUACCGGCUUUAAAGCAUCUGAUGGAGGAUACUACCGUGUAUCGCACAAUGAAGGCGGAGGUUCAGAUCAAAGAAAUUAGGCAAUCCUUAUUUUGCUUUGCCUUCUCAACCUCUUUCCCAGUAUCUCCUGAGCACCAGUAUCUACUUAUGCUUGUUAAACGCGUCUGUCUUGAUUGCACUUCUAAGUCGUCUAGGAACGGCCCUUCGCCUCUCACAGCAGACGGUUCGCUGAACGAAUGGACCGUCAUCUCCCGUCUCCCUGACAUCACUGCUCCGACAUUCAUCUACAAUGGCGAAUACGACACCUCGCAUAACAUCACCCAAGUUCCAUUUUUCGAGCUCAUCCCGCGAGUUCGCUGGAUUACGUUCCCAAACGGUGGUCACAUGUGCCAUCUAGAAGGUGAAGGAUUGCGAGAGGGGAUCCUUAAGGCCGUCGGCGAGUUCCUAACACAGGGGGAUCACUGA